CUCGUCUCUUCUCUCGACGUCCACAGCCUCUUCUUCGCUGUGUGUCACGACAAUCUCAAUGGACAGGCUGCCGGCAUUGCAGCCUAUUCUGCAUGAUCCUGGCACUGCACCCGCCUUGAUCACCUCGCCAGAAGCCCUCGGCUUUGCAGAUUCUCCUGUUGCACAGAAGGAGUCCAAGGAUUCGUCUAACAGUAGUCGCGUGAAACGUCUCUCGUCUGCUAUGGAGAAGACUGUGGAUAAGCUUGGAAGGAGUAUCAGUGGCAAGUCUUCUGCAAGCCCAUCGCCAGGAGGCCAUCGACGGCUAUUCAGUAUCAGCCGCAAGGGAAAGGCCACUGACCGUUCGGAUAGCAUGCCGAUCCCUUCUUCCACUACCACGCCACCGACCUCCCGACCGACCUCUCCCGUAAAGCCUGUGCGGCCCAUACCGCCGAUUCAGGAUGACUCUCCUUUCAUUACGCCUCCAUCCCCUCGCCUAUCGCCUAUGCGGCCCAGCUUAGCAUCAUUUCGCGGAGAUGGUUCCAUGCGUGCGGGUACCCAAACUCUAAUACAAGCCCUGCAGGCUCUACCCUGGACGAAGGAUCCUGAUAAUGAUGAUGACUUCAUGAAUCACAACAAUUUGACCCCCGCCACGGACUCUGACAGUGAAGACGACGACAAAUCUAGCGAACCUCUCGCCCACUUGGCGUCCUCAAUACAUACCAUAUAUCGUCCUCUAGCUCGUUCCCGCAAAUACAGUAUCGGACCAAGCCAGCUGAUUCGUCGAUCGACGCUUCCCAGUCAUUCCCCAUCCAGCGAGGAGCCGUCCUUGAGCGAGUCGUCAGCCCCGUCGGAUGAAGAAGGCAUUGAAGAGGCUGACGAUUUUGAGGAGACAACGCCUAGAAUGCCUGGCGUUGAAGAACCUGCGGCACUGACCCCCAUUAUCUCGGCUUCCACGAGGCAAAGAAUGAACGCUGAAAGCCUGGAGCAGUUGGGCAUGGUGCGCACCGGUAGCACGGCUACGGUUCGCUUCCAGAGAAGAGCCAUGCUGGCGGAAAAAUUGAGGGAGGUCUUUGAACUUGAAGGCAUCGAGGAAGUCCGGGCUGAGAUGCCUUGCUGGUUGCUCCGAUCUAUUUUGCUCCAAGGUUACAUGUACCUGACAAACGCGUACCUUUGCUUCUUUGCACACAUGCCUUCCAAAGAGCAUCAAGUUCUUAAAUCGGGGUCCUUGACAAAGAAGGCGCAGCGUACCAAACGUUGGAUUAAGCAUUGGUUUGUGCUAAAGAACGACGCCCUAAGCUGGUAUCAGUCUUCAUCUGAUCCCUAUUUUCCUCAUGGGAUAGUGGAUUUGCGUUAUGCUAUUUCCUGCGAGCCUGUUCGUGAGAAAGAAUUCCGCGUACGAACAAAUCAGAAGACUGUUCUCCUGUACGCAGAUUCCGUUCCAAGCAGAGAAGAGUGGGUGAAAGCUAUAAGGAAGGUCAUCUUCAAGGCACAGAACAUGGGUGAUAGCGUUAAGAUUGCCAUUCCAUAUUCUGCGAUCCUUGAUGUAGACAAAUCAUCUGCUAUGGAUUUCAGCGAAACGAUCGAGAUUAAAGUGUUCGAUAAAGAUUCCUCGGAACAGCCUUCUGUGGACUCGUAUUUCUUCGCGUAUUUUCACGAUCUCUCGUCCGCUUUGGAUCAAAUCCGUGAUGCGGCGCGUACGCACCGUGCGGUUGAACUUGGGGAGGGAAAGGCACAGUCACUCAAAGGCGUGCUGGAUACAACCACCACUCGUCAGCCAGGUCCCUCAGUUGUGGACAGAGGCGCUAGUAUGCCGACUGAAGGGAGCAAAGACAAGGCCACUGGGUCCGGUUUCAGAAUAUCCUCGUUUUUGCGGCCUUUCCAAGACUCUACAGCGCGUUCUUUAACAGCAACCCCCGAUGCGGUAUCGGACAUCAUGGAGGAGUUCACACAUAUUUCUCGCAGAACGAAUUCAUCAUCGUUUGUCCCUGUCACUUCCACGGGGUCACCUAGUAAACAAUUAGAUCUCCCACGUACGGCUGACCACAGCAGCCAAGAAGCUUUCACAGACCUGACGCCUACACCUUCAAAUAUCAGGAUUAAUCACACGUACCCACCUUCCACUUCGUUGUCCUCCUCUAUUGACCCUGAUAAUACUUCAUUGAUCCUUAGAGAGACCAACGGAAGCAAUGCGAGCACUUGGAGCGUUGGUGUCCCCGGUUGGUUGAAAGUUGGACGGCCGAGUCGUUUCUUUGCGUCCAAUGAGUCCCCACCCAUUACCUUAAGUCCUCCUGUGGCCAUAAAAGAAAUGUACUCCUCAACAAGCAGCAGCAUUCUGGGAAGCAGGUGGAGCGGUGCUGGUGAUCUGGCCUUCAGCGUCCUCGACGCGCCUAUCAGCAACAUUGACAAUGAAGUCGUCGAGAAAUUCCGCACCUCUUUUGCCUACGAUGAAAAAGAGACAUUACUUGGAUAUUUCCCGGGUUAUAUAUUCCGACUCUUGCCCGUUUUUGGAAGGCUUUACAUAUCAACCAAUUACUUCUGCUUCAAAUCUACGGGUCCGCUGACUUCUCGUACCAGGAUGGCGCUUCCGAUCAGAGACAUCUUGUCUACAGAAAAUUCGAAAGCGACUAGGUUUGGCCACCAUGGGCUCAUAAUCAUUGUCAGGGGACAUGAAGAGCUGUUUUUUGAGUUUGGUGCCGAAGAUAAACGAAACGCGUUUGUGAAGCUGUUGGAACAACAGAUGGAAGAUGUUCGACGACGUCUUGCGGCUGGUGAAACAUCCGUUCCUACGUCAGGCAAACGGGAUGCACUCAUACUGGAAGAAUUUGAGGCCAGAUCGUCUCGAAGCAGCCCUGAAUCCGACCCAGCGCCCACUGCAGAGAGUCUGACUGAUUCUUUGCCUGCCGUCAUGUUUACUUCCGCUUCUUCGACGUUCUUGACAUUCAAACCACAGAAAAGCCUGCACUUUACGUUCCUCACCAUAGGAUCCCGAGGGGACGUUCAGCCUUAUAUCGCAUUGGCUAAGGGCCUCAAAGCCGACGGACAUCGAGUCCGCAUAGCGACACAUCGCGAAUUCAAGGAAUGGAUAGAGUCGCAUGGUAUCGAGUUCGGCUACGUUGGGGGUGAUCCUGCUGAGCUAAUGCGAAUUUGUGUGGAGAAUGGUAUGUUCACUUUGUCCUUCAUGAAAGAGGGCUUGCAAAAGUUUCGAGGAUGGUUGGACGACCUUUUAAAGACGUCCUGGGAGGCCUGUCAAGGCACGGAUGUUCUAAUAGAGAGCCCGAGUGCUAUGGGAGGCUUACACAUCGCUGAAGCGCUUGCAAUUCCUUACUUUAGGGCAUUCACUAUGACUUGGACCCGUACGAGGGCAUAUCCUCACGCCUUUGCUGUGCCCGACAGAAAGAUGGGGGGCAGCUACAAUUAUAUGUCUUAUGUCAUGUUCGAUCAGGUCUUUUGGCGGGCAACGUCUGGACAAAUCAAUCGAUGGCGAAGAAACGUGUUACAUCUCAGUGGCACCAGCCUCGAUAAGAUGGAGCCUCAUAAAAUACCUUUCCUCUAUAAUUUUUCUCCGCAUGUAGUACCCCCGCCCCUCGACUGGCCGGAAUGGAUUCGCGUGACUGGGUACUGGUUCCUCGAUGACGCGGACGUUAGUGCCAAGAAAUGGGUUCCUCCUGAAGGCCUAGUUGUUUUCAUUGACAACGCGCACAAACUUGGCAAGAAAGUUGUAUAUAUCGGCUUCGGUAGCAUUGUGGUAUCUGAUCCCAGGGCGAUGACCCGCUGCGUCAUUGAGGCCGUUGUUCAAAGCGGGGUUUAUGCAAUCCUGUCGAAGGGAUGGUCGGAUCGCUUGCACAUAAAGUCUGCGGACGCCUCUGAGCCCGAAGAGCCACUACCUAAGCAAAUUUACUCCAUUGCGUCCAUCCCUCAUGACUGGCUUUUCCAACGCAUAGAUGCUGCGUGUCAUCAUGGAGGCGCUGGCACUACUGGUGCAAGUCUACGUGCUGGUCUUCCAACAAUUAUCAAGCCCUUCUUUGGGGAUCAAUUUUUCUGGGCCGACCGCGUUGAAGCGCUGGGAGUCGGAUCAGGUGUCAGAAAACUGACAAUAGAAACAUUAAAGGACGCCCUUCUCCUUGCCACGACCGACCAAAAACAAAUACACCGUGCCAGAUUAGUUGGAGAGCAAAUCAAAGCGGAGGAUGGUGUUGUCACAGCUGUAGAAUCUAUCUACCGUGAUCUUGAAUAUGCCCGUUCGCUGAUCAAGCGAAGUCCUCCUGACAUCGGUGAAGACGAUGAAGGAAUAGACCCUGAACAUGCCACCAUUCGUGAUCGGCGUAGCUCUGCUCCUAUGGAUCCUUCAUCUGGCUACAGUUCAAGUGGAUCCGCUCGAGGUGGUGCUCCCAGUGAAGAUUGGAGCGUCAUUUCAGAACAAGACGAGCGAAGGUCUUCUUUCAGUUCCCGAAUCAGCGACGGGAAACCGAACGUCGAGCGCUCUAAUAAUAAACGCAACAGUCUAGCGGCUGCCGUGUUAUCGGUUUUACCUGACACAUUGACCUCCUCUCCACGUCGUCGUACUAUAUCAGCUAGUUCUCGCACAUAAUCUCUCUAUACUGUAGCCAUACAUACUGUACUCUGUCAUGCAUGAAUGUCCCCGCUCUGUUUGAUUAUAAUAGGCUUUUGUUUUCAUAGGAUUUACUGUGUACGUAGAUUGAAUUUAUUAUGACAUGUAGAAAUGCCUUUCAAUCUGAAUUU
This is a messenger RNA of Guyanagaster necrorhizus, 4719 nucleotides long. RefSeq lists its product as uncharacterized. The coding region runs from base 59 to 4567 and encodes 1502 amino acids. Lineage: Eukaryota; Fungi; Basidiomycota; Agaricomycetes; Agaricales; Physalacriaceae. The transcript has 19 exons. The record is from RefSeq and is a predicted model, not a curated record. Gene Ontology annotation, molecular function: UDP-glycosyltransferase activity; hexosyltransferase activity. Gene Ontology annotation, biological process: sterol metabolic process; carbohydrate metabolic process.